Molecule: messenger RNA, 1070 nt
Organism: Racocetra persica
Lineage: Eukaryota; Fungi; Glomeromycota; Glomeromycetes; Diversisporales; Gigasporaceae
Source: the annotation of a GenBank genome assembly
AUCCUGUUUUUGUUACAAAGAUUGAAGAAGCCGUAACUAAUAUUUUUGAAGACUUGUCUCCAAAAUAUCUUGAUGCUUCAGCAAUGACAGGAGUAGCUUUUGCUGAGUUUCUUGAGAGAUGUGUUACACAAAUAAAUAACCCAGAGAACACCAUGUUAUCGAUUCCAAGUGCAUAUAAAGCUACUAUUGAUUACGCUGCUCAAAAGGCACACGAAAUUUGUAUUGAACGUUAUAAUGAAAAGAUGAACCAAAUGAUGAACCAACUGAAUAUUGAUGGAUCUCCAAUUCCUUGGGAAAAGUUUGAAAAUACUCAUAGCGACGCGUUUGAAUCUGCGCAUAACGAUUUCAUUAAACAAAUCCUUGGAAGCGCUGAUCAAAUCCAGUCUUUUCGAGAAAAAUUUUGUGAUAAGAUUACUGCUUUAAAAGAUAAAUUUUAUAAAGAAAACUCUGCUGCCUUAAUCAAAUAUCAUGAAGAAUGGGCUCAUCAACUUUGGGAAGAACAUGAUACGGAUGAAUUUGAAGAAGCAAUUAAUUUGUUUGAACAAAUUUAUGGAACUAUAGUUAAACCAGGGCAGGAAGCUGUACAAGUGCUGAACGGAUUUAAAGCCAACCAAUACGAAUAUUCCAUUAGGCUUUUGAAAAAUUAUAAUGCUUUGCGUGAGGAACGUGCAAAUGAAAUGUUAGAACGUCAACAAAUUGAACGGCAACAAUGUGAUCUUUUACAAGAAGAAAUAAAGUUACGAACAGAAAUAAUUAAUAUUAAGGCUGAAAAUGAAAAAAUUCAGAAACAACUUGAAGAAAAAAUAAAGACUAUAGAAAAAGGUAUUCUCGAUCAGGAACAGAGGGAACAAGCGUUCGAGAAUUUAAAUAAUGAGAAUAAUCGAAUGCUUAAACAAUUAGACGAUUAUAAUCGUAUGCUUAAUAAAGUCAAUGAAGAAAACCAGUUGAAAGUAAAUAGUUUGCAAAACCAACUCACUAAAAAUAAUCGAAAGAAAUCGGAUAUUUUAAGUGUAGUGAGAGACCUAGGUGUUGCUCUUGCACCGCUUAUAUUCACCACCAUUUUUAAUUAG